Messenger RNA from Adineta ricciae, 2358 nucleotides. NCBI's taxonomy places the organism in Eukaryota, Metazoa, Rotifera, Eurotatoria, Adinetida, Adinetidae. The record is from the annotation of a GenBank genome assembly.
AUGGCCGAUGUAGCAAAAGAUAAUUCGUUCGGAUUUAUACCACCAAAUACUUCAGCAUCACAGUCAACAUGUGACAUAUGUAAACGGUUGCUCUACCCGUUCGAAGAAGUUCGACGUUGCCAGAGUUGUCACAGUACAAGCCAUUGGCGUUGCAUUGAACCUAAGACAAUUUCUCAGUAUGGUAAUAACGAAAAUUACAUAUGUAAUACAUGUAGCACUGGUGCUACGGCUGAUUUACCACAAAAACCGACAAAUAGUGGCAGUUUUCGAUUGAAAGCAACUGAUUCGCCAAGUCGAACUAAUCGAUCCAAUGAAACGAAUGUCGGUAGUACUAUUCGAUAUUUUGAAGAAAAACAACAACAGAAAAACGCGCAAGUGUCCAAAAUGACACAAUUAUCUGAACUUGAUCGUUCAUACACGUUUAGUCAGGAUCGCAACGGCAGACGAACACCUCAACGGACUCAAGAACGUUAUCACAAUGGAUUAGAUAGUGACGACGAACACGAAACAUCAGCCAUGUUUGAAGCCAAUUACAUAUAUACGCCACUGAAAGAUUUUGCAGCAACGAGAAGUAAUCGAACUACAAGUGAAAAUGAUAUCAAGGGUGACUCGAGCACUUCUCUCAAUCAACAGCCAGUAUCACGCUAUGGUGGCGGUUUACAUUAUUCGAACCAUGGUUAUGAUCCGACAGUUUCACGCCUCGUCGAGGCUCCUGUAACUAGUUCAGCACAUAUCGUAUCUCCAUCGUUGAACAUCCGUCCGAGUCAUUUCAUCAGUACAACGAAUUUGACGAUCAAUGAAAAGCCUUCUCGGCCCCCUCAGCAACGAUCGAUGUCUCCUGUUCGAUCAACUCCACACUUAUCUCGCACGCAUGAGCCCGAUUUAGCACCCAUGAGAUCAUCACCUCGUGUCAACGAUCGUCCGCCGAUAAAUGGCAACGAUUCUGGCAUUCUGAUGAUUAAUUCCCAAACUGAUCAAACAGUACAUGGAAAUCAAGGCGCGGACAAGAAGAUCAAUGAUCUUGUUCAACAGUUGGGCAAACAACUGGGAACAGAUGCACAGAAAGUCAACGAAAAAUUAGAAUUAAAAUUGAAAAAUCUUGAAAAUAUGAUUCAUCAACAAACCUCAGUUAUUCAACGACAGGAUGAAGUAAUCGAACGGCUAAAAAGCAAAAUAGCCAUGCUCGAAGCUAAAAAUGAAUCUAAACGUGAACAGAGCCAGACAGAUACUAUUGUACCGAAUACAACAAAACCAAUUCCACAGCAACAGCAACUUGCUAAACGCAAUAAUUACGUCGAUCGAAAACCGUCUGAGUCGUCGACGAUUGCUACAGAAAGUGGCAGAGAAUCGACGAAAAAGACCCCUGCACCACGUGUUGGCCCCCAAUGGUCACCACCGGCAACAAGAAACGAUAACAACAAGCCAACACUCGCUAAACUUGUAAGCACUACCUCAACGACACGAGAUCGGCAAACAUCUGACUCUUCGUCGAUGCCAUCGAUGGCUGGUAUACUAGCUAGUACAUCUGUAUCUGGAACAGAACCGCAGACUGCUUCCAGCCGUCUGAAUCAUAUUAUUCACCAGGAGAGCAUAGACGUCGAAAAAAAAUCCACAUCAAAUUAUAAUUUAGCUCCUGUUCGUCAUCAAGAUCGAUUGCAUGCUGUCGGACCGAUUUCACUAGUAGAAGAACAAAUCACUACAAGUGUUCAUCGUGAUAUGAACGAGAUCAAACCAAAAGCAUCAGCCAAACGUUCAAAUUCAUCAUCAUUGUCAUCGAAUUCGUCAAGCGAACCUGAACGAGGAUCCACUAUGAAAGCAAACAAUCGUCAGGCAAAUAUGCAUCGAAGCUUCGAAUCUAUACCAAACACACAAACACAAGAACAAUCAUCGAGAUCAUCCGGCCGAGCGACUUCGCUCGAACUUACUAACAGACCAGUACAACGUGAAGAUUCAACAUCAAUCUAUAUAACACCUGUCGAAGGAAGUCAGCCGGCGUUUCAAGCGAAUAGUAUCGUUAAGGGAUGGCUUCGAAAACAAAAUCGUGAAUCGUUCCUAAAACGAAUCGAACGUUACUAUUGUAUUCUCGCAGACAAUGCACUUCUCAUGCAUCGAAGCGAGCAGGACAGAACACCUGUUAAAGCAGUUACUCUGAAAGGAGCGAAAGUACUCUAUUACGAUGACCCGAAACACGGCCCAUCACUUGAAUUGACUUGGUCAACUCGAUCCAGUGAAACGAAACAUUAUCACCUCUAUGCACCAAAUCCACAAGAAGCUACCAAAUGGGUUACUGCAAUUCAAACUACGAUCCAUAAUCUAGACACUAAGAGCCGAUGGCAUAAAUAUCAUUCGGAUCUAUGA